CCCCACGAGUCUCGCGCCCCCACGAGUCUCGCGACGUUUGCCCGGGGGCUCGCGCCAGCCGUCGUCGCCGGAGGCCGAACUGGGGCUCGAAGAUGUCCAGCGGCGACAGGGAGCCGUUUUUUGUGAAAUUUGUAAAGUCUCAGGACAACAGUGAAUUUUUUUUUACCGCUCUUGAGUCUAUAAAAGAAUUCCAGUCAGAAGAGUAUCUCCAGACUAUUACAGAAGAAGAGGCCCUCAGAAUAAAAGAGAAUGACAGAUCACUUUAUAUCUGUGACCCAUUUGGUGGCUACGUCUUCGAUCACCUCAAAAAGCUUGGCUGUAGAAUCGUCGGACCUCAAGUAGUCAUAUUUUGUAUGCAGCACCAGCGAUGUGUCCCAAGAGCAGACUAUCCAGUGUUUAAUAUGAUUAUGGCAGAUGUAACUAUCUCCUGUACCAGUCUUGACAAAGAAACAAGGGAAGAAAUUCACAGAUAUGUUCAGAUGAUGGGUGGACGAGUGUAUAGAGAUCUUAAUGUAUCCGUAACUCAUCUUAUUGCUGGAGAAGUUGGCAGCAAAAAAUACUUAGUAGCUGCUAGCUUAAAGAAACCUAUCAUGCGCCCUUCUUGGAUAAAAGCGCUAUGGGAGAAGUCACAAGAAAACAGUAUUAUCAGAUGUAAGGAUGUAGACCCAGAAGAGUUUCGGUGCCCUUUAUUCCUUGGCUGCACAAUUUGUGUGACUGGUUUAAGUAGUCUGGACAGGAAGGAGGUUCAGCGACUUACGAUAGAACACGGCGGCCAGUACAUGGGCCAACUAAAGAUGAAUGAAACCACUCAUCUUGUGGUGCAAGAACCAAAAGGCCAGAAAUACGAAUGCGCCAAAAGAUGGAAUGUACAUUGUGUGACCAUCCAGUGGUUUUUCGACAGUAUUGAGAGAGGUUUUUGUCAAGAUGAGGUUAUGUAUAAGACAGAACCCAGGCCCGAAACAAAGAACAUGCCAGAUACUUCAACUCCCACUGGCCAGACCAACAAAGCCGAUAGUCGUACCCUUUCAGAUGUCAGCCAUAUUUCUAAUAUCAAUUCAAGUUGCAUAAAUGAGUCUGCAUUUACCUCUGCUCUAAACAGCAAAUUGGAUUCUCUCCUGGAGGAUUUAGAAAAUCUGGAUGUCAGCACUGUACAAGCACCAGAAGAUUUACUGGAUGGUUGCCGAAUAUACCUUUGUGGCUUCAGUGGCCGAAAAUUAGAUAAGCUGAGAAGACUUAUUAAUUGUGGUGGUGGAGUUCGUUUUAAUCAGCUCAGUGAAGAUGUCACUCAUGUCAUUAUAGGAGACUUUGAUGAUGAACUGAAGCACUUCUGGAAUAAGUCAACGCACAGGCCAUAUGUAGUGGGAGCGAAAUGGCUGCUGGAGUGCUUCAGUAAGGGCUAUCUGCUUUCCGAGGAGCCAUAUGUUCACGUGAACUACCGAGCAGUGGAAAUUUCCAUUUCAGAGCAACCUGGAAUCAAACCUGCCCUUUCCAAAAGAAAGAGCAAUUCACCUAAGGAAGAGUCUGUGGCCUCUGAGGUGCAGCAGCAGGCAGAUGACGACCUACUCUCUCAAUAUGAGAAAAAUGACUUGACAUUAGGUGUAGCUGAGAAAUCUGAAGCUGGGAAAUAUAACGAUUCUACUCAUAUCCUUUGGAGAGAGGAGGAUCGAUCUUCCAGUCGCAAUUACCUUCCUGAGGCCUGUUCGAUUAUUGAAAGCGGGUUGUUCAGCAAGAAAAGGUUCCUCGUUGUGGGUUUUUCCGAAGAUGAUGAGCCUUGUAUUUCAGAUGCUAUAAGAGAAAAUGCUGGGAAAGUUGUGUCCCUCCAGAAAAGAAUCAUUGCUGACUAUGCUGUGGUUCCUUUACUGGGGUGUAAAGUGGAGUCAACUGUAGGAGAAGUGGUUACAAACACAUGGCUGGGUAUGUGCAUUGAGCAUCAGAUCUUGUUGGACCCAGAGUCAAAUCCUCUUUUCACGCCACUACCAGUAAUGGAAGGGAAAACCCCUUUAGAAGACUGUGUUCUUUCAUUCAGCCAAUUUACCGGGGCAGAGAGAGACUCCUUGGUCUACUUGGCAAAUCUGCUUGGAGCAAGAGUUCAAGAGUUCUUCGUCCGCAAAGCUAAUCCCAAAAAAGGCAUGUUUGCCAGUACCCACCUUGUGCUGAAAGAACCCGAGGGUUCCAAAUAUGAAGCAGCAAAAAAGUGGAAAUUACCCGCAAUCACUGUGCCUUGGCUAUUACAAUCUGCGAGGACGGGAAAGAAAGCUGAAGAAAGCAAGUUUCUGGUUGAGAAAGCGUCUGCCGAAGAAGAAAGUUUUCCAAGUCAGAGACCAGCAGAUCAGGCUAAAGUGCGUUCAGGCACGCCAGAGAAAUCUACCACAGUCUUUGACGGCAAAAGAAAUUCGGCCGUGACACCUUUGGAUAUGAACAGGUUUCAGAGUAAGGCUUUUCAUACGGUGCUGUCACAGCAAGCCAGGAAAACCUCAGUUUCCGUAGAAGGAAAACCACUUCAGAAGGAACCGUCACUACACCUAGACACACCAUCAAAAUUUCUGUCCAAAGACAAGCUCUUCAAGCCUUCAUUUGAUGUGAAGGAUGCCUUGGCAGUUUUGGAAACUCCAAGAGGAUCUAGCCAGAGAAACAGGAAGCUGAGCACCCCUCUCUCAGAAGUCAUUGGCAGGAACCUGAAACUGGCCGUCGCAAAUAGCACUCGUCAUGCAGCAGCUCUCUCCGCGAGCCCUCCGCUGAAGGAUGCCCAACUGGAAGAGUCCAUACAGAAAGAAGAAUUCAAACCAUUAACUGAUGUAGUGAUAUGCGUCAGUAAGAAACUCAGAAAGAAGCAGAGCGAGCUGAAUGGUAUUGCAGCGUCUCUAGGAGCGGAUUACAGGUGGAGUUUUGAUGAAACAGUGACACAUUUCAUCUACCAAGGGCGACAGAACGACAGUAAUCGAGAAUAUAGAUCUGUUAAAGAACGAGGAGUACACAUCGUUUCUGAACACUGGCUUUUAGAAAGUGCCCAAGAAUACAAACGCCUUCCUGAGUCUCUUUACCCACACACCUACAAUCCCAAAAUGAGCCUGGAUAUAAGUGCAACGCAAGAUGAAAGGCUCUAUACCAGUCAGCUGUCAUCGUCUGAUAAAAUACCAAAGGAUAAUGAGCCUGAGUCUUUAUCUAUGGAGGUGAAGAACGUAGAAGACGGACCCUCCGAUCUGAUGGAGGUGGAGACCGCAAAUGAAAAUCAACCGAAUCCCAAAGGAGUGCUCACACAGACCCUGGAAAUGAGGGAAAACUUCCAGAAGCAGCUGCAAGAAAUCAUGUCUGCGACGUCAAUAGCGAAGCCCCAAGGGCAAAGGGGCUCCCUCUCCAGAAAUGGCUGUGACAGCGCUCCUUCAACUCCAGACAGUGCACGUUCUGCCCGAAGUAAUCGCACCCGAGCCUUGGAAGUGCUAAGACAGCCUCAGCAGACCCUAACCGAUCUCAACACCGAGCCCUCCCAGAGUGAACAGAUCAUUUGGGAUGAUCCUACAGCGCGGGAGGAAAGGGCGAGGCUUGCCAGCAACCUGCAGUGGCCCACCAGUCCCGCGCGACACUCGGAGCUUCCAGCCGACGCGACAAACCUGGACAACUCCCCGCUUACGGACUCCUUGCAUGAUUCUGAAAUUUCCGAACUGGCUGCUGCUGAUCCCGAAAAAGCGUGGGACCCUGACGACCCGAAGGACCAGAUCUCUGAAGAACCAGAAACUACAAUAAAAGAUGCUCAUCUGAUCCCUACACCACAAGCCCCCAGCAUUGCUUUCCCCCUAGCCAACCCACCUGUGGCUCCGCAACCCAAGCAGAUGGCAAUACAGGAAAAGGAGACGCAUGAAGAGUUGACGAAACAGUACAUAUUCCAACUGUCCUCUCUUAAUCCUCAAGAACGAAUCGACUAUUGCCAGCUGAUCGAGGAACUAGGUGGGCUGGUGCUGGAAAAGCAGUGCUUCGAUGCAAGCUGCACACACAUCAUUGUGGGUCAUCCGCUUCGAAACGAGAAGUAUCUGGCUUCGAUGGCCGCCGGCAAGUGGGUCCUUCAUCGCUCCUACCUCGAAGCGUGUAGGACUUCUGGGUGCUUUGUGCAGGAGGAAGAUUACGAAUGGGGAAGUAGUUCCAUACUUGAUGUUCUGACCGGAAUCAACCUCCAGCAGAGGAAAUUAGCACUUGCAGCAAUGAGAUGGAGGAAAAAAAUCCAGAGACGACAAGAAGAAGCAGGCAUUGUUGAGGGGGCAUUUAGUGGCUGGAGAGUCGUUUUAAACGUUGACCAGUCCAGAGAAGCAGGAUUCAAGCGUCUUCUUCAGUCAGGAGGGGCAAAGGUCCUGCCGGGCCACUCCCCGUCGCUGUUUAAGGAAGCCACGCACCUCUUCGCAGACUUCAGCAAACUGAAACCAGACGACACCAGAGUGAACGUGACGGAAGCCACCGCCCAGAAAGUCAGCUGCUUGAAGCCGGAAUACAUUGCGGAUUAUCUCAUGCAGGAGUUGCCCCCUCCAAUGGAGAAUUACUGCCUUCCUGGAGCAGUUGUUCCUCAGAACAGAAAGGAACUUGAUCCAGGUUUCUCCCAGAAGAGAAAGGCGCCUGCUGAAAAGAAUAAAGUCAAGUGCCCCCGGCUACACUGAAAAGCCCCCCGCCCCUUGGUAACGUCUUAGCUUACCUCCUUCCCCAAAUAUGAAUUUUUACAUUUUGAAUUUCUGCAACCAUCAGUCUCUGAAAAACUUUUCACGGCCUCUCCUGCCACCUAAACGCGCAUUGACGCUGUUAUCGGACCAUUGGUUUGCAGGAGAGCCCGUACGUCGCGUCCUUUGCUGCGCACGUGCUCAACUCUGCGCAGCCGACGCAGUGUUGAAGGCUUUCGUGGGUUAGUUCUCCAAACCCCCAGGAAGAUGAAAUGCAGCAACGGGCAAGCAGUUAAGUUAUACAGUGUACUAUAUAUAGAUGUAUUUUUUUUUGCCCCCUAACAUUUGUCUACUUCCACUGCAAAGCACAUUCAACAUGUAGAUAUCGAAAUAAAUU
This is a messenger RNA of Tachyglossus aculeatus (Australian echidna), 5034 nucleotides long. It is a transcript of the gene TOPBP1, whose product is annotated as DNA topoisomerase II binding protein 1. The coding region runs from base 93 to 4640 and encodes 1515 amino acids. Gene Ontology annotation, biological process: mitotic G2 DNA damage checkpoint signaling; mitotic DNA replication checkpoint signaling; DNA replication initiation. NCBI's taxonomy places the organism in Eukaryota, Metazoa, Chordata, Mammalia, Monotremata, Tachyglossidae. The record is from RefSeq and is a predicted model, not a curated record. The transcript has 28 exons.